AUGUGGUUGUCUACUUCCAGCGUUAUACGCUUGACCGCGGAAAACACUCUGGGAAAGACGACUCUAGGUAAGCCAAAGGUACAAAAGGCUACGUGGUUUUGGAACGAGGAAGUUCAGGCGGCAAUUCGUGAGAAGAAGUCCAAGUAUAAGCUCUGGUGGAGGACGCGUCAGCCUGAAGAUCGGGGUGCUUACCUAGCGGCGAAGAGGGAGGCUAAGAAGGCAGUCUCCAAGGCGAAGUCGGACCGCUACAAGGCUGUGUACGACAUGCUUGAUACCAGAGAAGGCGAGCGGGCAGUGUAUCGUUUAGUCAGAGCACGUCAUCGCUCAACGUUGGAUAUGGAGCACACCAAGAUCGUUAAGGGAGCUGAUGGAGCCGUUCUGUGCCGCUCUGGUCAGAUCCUGGAGAGGUGGCGAGAGUACUACAAUCACUUGUGUAACGAAGAGUUCUGUCAUCCUCCCAUCCCAACCGUUCCCAGCGUCGAGGGUCCUGUUCUACCAACUACUGCCGUCGAAGUCAGUGCUGCCCUCGCAAAAAUGAAGUCGAACAAGGCAACCGGUCCUGAUGACAUACCUGUUGAUAUCUGGAAGCUGCUAGGAGAUCGAGGGUCCAUGUGGCUCGCAACUCUAUUCGACAAGAUCGUUGCAGAAGGACGGACUCCAGACGUUUGGCAAACUUCCGUGACCGUGCUUGUCUGGAAAGGGAAAGGAGACAUUGCUGACUGCACCUCGUACAGGCCUAUACGACUGUUCUGCCAUACGAUGAAGGUUUUUGAGCGUGUCCUGGAAGCUCGUCUGAGGAAAAUUGUUAGCGUUUCACUCAACCAGUGCGGUUUUGUGAAGGACUGCAGCACUAUGGAUGCUAUCCAUGCUGUCCGAAUCCUCCUGGAGAAACAUCGGGAGAAGAACCGCAGUGUGCAUCUUGCUUUUCUCGAUCUCGAGAAAGCUUUCGACCGUGUCCCACAUGAGCUGUUAUGGAUGUCCAUGAGGUCGCAUAGAGUACCAGAAGAAUAUGUGCGGUGGACGAAGCUGCUUUAUGCGAAGCCUACCAGCGUUGUACGAUGUGCUGUUGGAACAAGCAGGCCAUUCCCUGUACGAAUAGGGGUUCAUCAGGGUUCAUCUCUCUCACCUCUGCUGUUCAUACUGUGCAUGGACACGAUAAUGAAGGAAAUCCACAAGCAGCAUCCGUGGACUCUACUCUUUGCCGACGAUGUCAUGCUCGCGUCGGAGUCUCGAGAUGGUCUUCAGAAACAAGUGCAGUCUUGGAAGGAUCAGCUGCAGCAAUAUGGAUUGCGCCUCAACACAUCAAAAACUGAGUACAUGGAGUGCGGACCAAGGAUAGAGGAUGGUUCAAUUCGUGUUGAUGGCACCGAAUUAAACAAGGUGAACUGCUUCAAGUACCUUGGAUCCAAAGUGACUUCCACAGGCGACAUUGAUCAAGAAGGUCGAGCACGUGUUAAUGCUGCAUGGAUGAAAUGGAAAAUGGCAACAAGGACAACUGUACUGUGCGACAAGAAAGUCCCUGUUCGACUGAAGUCGAAGAUCUACAGGACGGUUGUGCGUCCUGUUGCCCUUUACGGAUGCGAGUGCUGA
Necator americanus (New World hookworm) is the source of this 1590-nucleotide messenger RNA. RefSeq lists its product as uncharacterized. NCBI's taxonomy places the organism in Eukaryota, Metazoa, Nematoda, Chromadorea, Rhabditida, Ancylostomatidae. Bases 1 to 1590 code for a protein of 529 amino acids. The transcript has a single exon. The record is from RefSeq and is a predicted model, not a curated record.